ACAUAUCGCAUACGUUGAGUUCUGCUGCCCCCGAGAGGAGAAGGAACGACAACAACAAAGUCGCAGCGCGAGCUAAGGUCCAGUUUUAAAUCUCUGGCCUCUACUCUGGACUAAUCAUAGCCACAUACACGUCAAAUGCCUCUGCAUUGUGUAGAGCAGAAAUUUAAUCUGACACAAGUCUUCUCAGUGGAUACAUUUCACUUACCUAUUCUUACUGAUGUGCAUGUGUUUGCUGCUUUGGGAUCGUGUUUGAGUUUCAGUGUUAUAUUAUAGAUCAACUCCUGCCUGGAUCGACAAGGCGGAGUUACACGCAGAAACGUCGACCUGCUGAGAUCUCACCUGACAAAAGCCCCAGCUGGCAACAACACCCGAGGUUCUGACUCUGAGAUGUUUGCAGAACUGGCGCGGCUGCUUCCCAAUGCCAAAGACAUGAAGCAGGACAAAUUGUCUAUCCUAAGACUGCUGCUGUCCUAUCUCAAGUUCCGUGAAGCGCUAGACAGUGACGAAGCAGAUCUGACAGAAGCUCUGAGUAGUACUGAUUCAGACGCCUUGACCUUCGAGUCUACACAUGACAACUCCAGCCCAGAAAACUCCUUUAACCCUUACUUUGCUUGCCUCCACCAGCCUGAUACAACGCUACUUGAUAAUGACGGGAGCAUCCUGGGGGGACAUUUAAAUGGAGUUAACAACAGACUGACUCGAAACAAAAUCAGCUUGCCAGAAAAAGUUGUUGAGGAGAUUGAGACAACGUUUUUCUCAAAAGAGGAAGAUUCUGAAGUGAAGAAGGAAAGACUGCAGCGAUAUAAGGAGGGGCUGGAGAGUGGUAUGCUGGAGUUCCUGGGACAGCCUGAAAUUAACAGAACUAGUGUAGUGUCAAGUCGGUCUUCCAUCCCACUCAAAGGGAGUGUGGGGAUACCAAAUAACUCGAAGCCCUUGAAGAGGUCAAAUAUCAGAAGGUCAAAGGACAGUUCAUAUGGAAGUGACAACAACAGCGAUCUGACAGAUGAUCACGAUGAAAAAGACAAGGAUGAUGAGAGAGAUGAAGACGAUGAAACAGUUGACAAAUCGCUUUCACUGGCAGAACAGGAUUGUGCAGAAGUUGGGGUGUCCUAUUUUACUUCUCCUGAUAUACUUGAAGGAGAGAUGAUGCUGGAGGCGACCGGAGGGUUUUUGAUGAUGCUGGACCGAAACCUUACCAUCAUCUAUGUCUCUGAGAAUGUCGACCAGUUCCUUGGCCGUUCACAGGCUUUCUACUUUGGGCAGGCAGUCUCCGAUUUCGUCCUGGACAAAGAUUAUCCGGAGCUCCUGAGACAGACAAGAGAUGAACAGUUCCAUGCAGAAACUAACUCUGCAGCUCUUCCUCCUUGGUUCGUGAACCGGCGAUUCCACCUUGCGAUGCUCUAUUGCUUCCAAAAGCCUGGCUCUCGCCACAAGGAUGUGGGAUGUACACUCUUUCAGUGGAAUUUAAAACUUCGCCUGCGCAGGAACAAAGCCAGUGGAAUAAUCGAGGUGAAAGGAGCCACUGUGUUGUGCCGUCCUGUUCGAACAAAUUCGAUUCUGGAGAUCAGGAUGGACGGUAGCAUGUGGCGUUGCACUAUGGACCUGCACUUCAGCUAUACUUACGUAGAAGAAAAAGUAUCGUUCCUCAUCGGCUAUGCUCCGACUGACUUGAUUGGCAAGAGGGCCCACAUGUACAAGAACCCAUGUGAUCUGCUCACCUGUAAAUCAAGUGCCAAUCACUUGUACACCCAAGGCAAGGCAGAGUCAGGCUACUAUCGGUACUUGACCCGAGAUGGAGGAUGGGUCUGGAUGUUCACAAUGAUGACUAUUGUCUAUGACUCUCAAAAAAAUCCUCAGUUCAUCAACUGUGCGAACUACCUUGUCUGCGAGGAAGAGGUGGAAAGAGUUCUAUCUCGAGACAGGAAGUCAUACGAGAGAAUGAGAAGUUUGGGCUUCAUGCAAGAUGACACGCUGAAUCCAACCACGUCAAAAACACUUGCUCACGUAGAUAUAAUGAAACAGAAAAAAAACAUGGGAAAACGAAAAACAGAAGUUUUGUCAAGGCUACCAGAUCUCGUUGAAAACUCCAGUAUAAUGUUUCCAGUUAGCCCAAAUGAAGAGACACCAACCUACCCAGCAGGUUGUGGCCCAGAACAUCAGAAAAGAGUGCAUGGGUUGUCUUACGAUGGUAUGAUUCAAAAACGCAGAAAAUAUGAUGCGAUAACUCCACCCAUUGCCACAACAAAAGAUAGCAUUUACAUCUAUAAGCCUGUAGAAGAGCAAACGUCAGGGUCAGAUCUACCACAACAAAGUUCAAGUUCCUCUGCUUCAAAGUCACCAGACAACAAUGGACUAGGGGACAUUACCACUUUACAAGUUGAUCAAUCAGUUGAAAAUUUUAUCUCCAAAGAUAUUGGCUUAAUGGACUUUCUCCUUGAUUCGCCACCUUCCGAAAAUGUGGAUGUCUCCAUGGGUUCCUCAGCCGUGACUUCAGGGUCAAGUGUUCAGAGUUCAAGUAUAUCAUUUGAGACCAGAGAUGCAAGUGACAGGUUGUUGAGCUCAGAGAGUCAGACUUCUGUCUCCAGUAUGAAUCUUGUCUGGUCUGAUCUUCCCACAACCCUUGAUUCAAAAGCCACAGAGGAUAGUGCGCAGUCUUUUCAGAGUGUAUUGGGAGUUGAUGUUCCGGUUACUUCAGCUAUAGCACAUUCAGGCGUCCCAUUAGGCAGCUUAGUGGAGAGCAUGAGUGGGGACUCUUUUUCUUACACUUCACCCCAAGCUGAGGGAGCAGGGAAUCCUGCUAAUAUCGAUGACUCUUACUCUAAUUUUGACAUUCUGAAAGACAAUUUGUGCAUCUUCGGCAGUUUACCCGACUGUAGCGACAUCUCUUCACAGUCUUUACAAGUAACGGCUUCAAUACAGAGUAACUUGUCUUUCCCGUCAGUCUCAACUGCACCCAGUUCUGAUAAAGUGAUUUCCACAUUUGACCCUACUCCAUCGACCUUUCACCCUACUCCAUCGACAUCAUUGGUUCCCUCCCUUGACUCAACUACAUCAACGUUGCACCCUACCACAUCACCAUCCAUGGACAAGGCUAUUUACCCAAGUCAGAGUACACCAUCACUGGACACUGAUAUUUCAAUGCCGUACCUCAGCCAAAAAGACAUAGAGGAAUUGGGAAAUGCUGUAUCAAUUGAUGAUCUCCUCGGUGCCUUCAAUGAUGAGAAUACAUUCCCAACAUCUUUUCCAACCACAUCAAGUUCUUCUUUUAACUCUAAGUACAGUGGCACCCCAAAGUACACUGGAGGAACCUCACAAGGACAUCAGGACCUGGGUGCCAAUUUCACAUCUUAUAAUUCAAAUACUUUUGACCCUCUUUCAUUUAUCAAUUUUGAUAAUACUUCCUCUCAACCUCAAGAGAACACAAACUUGUCACACAUUUCACAAUCAGAGACCAGUGAUUGGCCAGUGACAAGCUCAGAUACAGAAGCUCAACUUGUAUCGUCAAGUGGGGCUCCCUUGAACUUCGUGUCCAGCAUUACAUGGAUUCCUGGACAGUCCAGCACCGUCAGUGAGCAGACACCUUCAGCAGGUAUCAUUUCCUCAUUCAUGAUCCACAAUGGUGUCUCAAGCAACACACAUCCUCAACAUACUGAAAUUUCCGCCUCUUCAAAUAAUCCCACACCCACUGAAACUUUGCCUGUUCAAGACAAUGUUGGGACAACGUUGACAACUUGCUCUGAAAGCUAUUCAAUCCAGAGCUAUGGGCAAGAAAAUCCUCUCCCCCAGGCAAUGGGUGGGUCAUCGCACUUCUGUCGUGAUGGACACCAACAGCAGCUAAAGCCAAAUAGUCAGCAUAUGUUCAUCAGCAAAAGUCGCAGACUUCGAGGGUCGCAACCUAAAGGUGAACAGCACGGCAUAACAAUGGAUUUGCCUGCUGACUUGUUAGACAUUGUGCUCGACAGUAUGAAAGAGACAGAGCAGCAUUAAGCGAGCAGAAAUGUUUUCGUUGGAGUGAUGGAAUGAAUGGCAUCAACUGUUGUGGUUAUGGGGCUUUCUUUUCCUUUUCUGUGUUCAGCAUUUGUUUGACAAUAAUUUGUAUUAUUUGGGAAUUCCAGUGGUUUUGUGGUUAGUGAGCCCAGGCUCCGAAACAAUGUUGUGAUGUCUCUUUAAGUGGGUAGGCAAAAUGUCUGGGCUUUUGUGAUACAGUACAAAACCUAUUCAGGUUAGAUUAAAGUAUGCCAUUUGUUUUACAAGUGUAUAAACACUGACAACAUUUCCACAUGUGCAGUUUUUUCCCUUGUUUUUAACAUUGAAAAAUGGAAAGAAACUGAAAGGAUGAUUUUUUGCACUUAAAUCAGAAGUUUUUAUGUCCCAGUGACUUUGACCUCCCUUUCAGCAAAGUUCAGGUCAAAUGUUCUUAAAUUGCUGUUGAUGUACAUGUAGUUGUUAUUGAUGAGGAUGAAGUGAAAUGAUAGCAAUGAUAUUGUCAAUGGUGAAGUUA
This is a messenger RNA of Aplysia californica (California sea hare), 4501 nucleotides long. RefSeq lists its product as uncharacterized. Lineage: Eukaryota; Metazoa; Mollusca; Gastropoda; Aplysiida; Aplysiidae. Gene Ontology annotation, molecular function: RNA polymerase II transcription regulatory region sequence-specific DNA binding; DNA-binding transcription factor activity, RNA polymerase II-specific; protein dimerization activity. The record is from RefSeq and is a predicted model, not a curated record.